UUAAAAUCGCCUCGAAUUAUAUUCGCUAAAACACAAAGCUUACACACUAUGCAAUUUUACGCGGUUAAAAUCCGCGCCAAAUCAUCAUUACCUCGUGGUUAGUCAUUCUGCAUGGUCUUGCUACCGUUCGUGCGUUAAAGUUUUUUAUUUAUAAAUAUAAUUUAUUAUUAAAAAAUGGUUUUUUUGAGUCGCGCUCAGACUGUGUGCCUUGCUUAUAUAUUAUAUAAGAAAAAACAGAAUAAACGAACAAAUAGACGUUAUUGGGUCCAUCCCCUUAACUUGAAAAGGCCACGUGAAGGCCAAUUUCAAGUAACAUUUAUGAUGUUAAGAUCUCAUUCAGAUGAGUUCAAAAACUACUACCGUAUGUCAAUUUCAUCAUUUGAUGAACUGUUAUCACGUGUUAAGCAUAGAUUGCAAAAAGAAAAUACAAUUCUACGCAAUUCAAUACCACCCGAGGAAAGAUUGUCAGUGACAUUAAGGUAA
Melanaphis sacchari is the source of this 483-nucleotide messenger RNA. RefSeq lists its product as uncharacterized. The transcript has 2 exons. The record is from RefSeq and is a predicted model, not a curated record. Lineage: Eukaryota; Metazoa; Arthropoda; Insecta; Hemiptera; Aphididae. Bases 175 to 483 code for a protein of 102 amino acids.